Messenger RNA from Rodentolepis nana, 669 nucleotides. The record is from the annotation of a GenBank genome assembly. Lineage: Eukaryota; Metazoa; Platyhelminthes; Cestoda; Cyclophyllidea; Hymenolepididae.
AUGGCUAAUAGUCGCGGAAUGACUAAUGACAGUGCGGAAGAUGCCUCUAACGACAUCACUAAACCUGAGACAAAGGAGAUCCACGUGAAGGAUGGGGACAGAUAUGUAAUCUCGUGCCCUAUUCGAGGUACUGCUCAUUCGCCAAUCUCCUGGUUCCGUCUCCCGACUGAGAGUGAUAAUGCUACCGAUUUAAUUCAAUCUGCACUUUCCCCUACAGCUUUUAUGGCCUUCGGAACGGCCUCUGGUUGGCUGGCCUACCAUGCAACUCAAGUAAAUCUCACCACUUUACUGAAGCAAUCUCGGGGUCGAAUAUCUAUUGAUCCAGCCUACCAUCUAAUCUACGCAGAAGCUAGAUCCUCCCUAGACUGUUCCUAUGAAAAAGGUGAUAAAUUUUUCAGAAAACCUUCCUUCCGUUUGGCAUGUGUACAUGGCGAUGCCCGUGGAAGUAAUAUCAAGUGGUCCGAUUGGUCAGGGGUGAUUAUUGUCAAAGCUCUAGUCAGGUGGACGCAUCUUGAAGCGCUCACAGGGUUCAGUACUGCAACGGCAAUUCUUAUGCCUGCAUUGCUAGCUGUUCUUACCAUUGCUUUAUCGAUCAAGUGCUUGAUGGAUGAGAGGAAAUCAAAGCUUAAGGCCGCUGCGGUGGGAAGAACACAAAGGCCAAAUAUGUAA